GUUCGGCCAAAUGAUGUUCGCGCCGCUCAAUAAAUCUGAAAACCUAUCGUUUCCGUCCCUGCCGUGUUCUCAAGAGAUAACAGUGUGGGACGUGCAGUACCUGCGCGCCCUGGACGACCUUUUACUUGCUGUCGGCGAGCAGCGGCUCCACUUCUACUAUGGCUGGACCGUCGUCCAGGCUUUGGCUCGCUUCAUGUCUUACGGCCUGGCCGUCCUCAGCUACGGAAGCGCGAAGUCUGCGCGAGACCAGUCAUCGUCUCACUGCCUGCGACUCACGGAGACAACCAUGGGUCUGGUGGUGUACCAGCGGUACGCAGCCAAGAACUUCAGACAGGACAUGCGGGUUGAGUUGCAUGAAAUUGUGAAUGUGGUCUACUCGGCGCUUCUCAACAACCUCCAGAUGAUUCCGGAGCUGGAAGUGCGUGACACCUCGAUGGACCUGCGGCAGCUAGAGCGUACGCUUUUUCCGAGGCUCGAGUUUCUCGACAACAGGGACCGACUGGAUAGGCUACUCGCCGAGGUACCGUCCAUGGCUCGCGGCUCUUUCGCACGCAAUUGGCUGGAGCUACAGCGGGCACUGCACCGCAUGAGCUCCGACGUGCGCAAAGUCACCAGCUCCUGGUACCUCUCGAGCAUCGCGGGAGCCAACGGCUACUCGAUCCACAAGACUGGCAACAAGGGAGAGCUGGGACUCGCACCUUACUUGACCCUACUGCCACUGUACGAUUCGAAUGUGGUGGACAGCGUCAAGUACGGUGGUCUUGGCUCGCUGAUCGCGGAGGCCACCUUUCAGUUCUUCGUGGAGCAUUUGCCCGAGCAGAGCGGCUUCCACUCGCUCCUGGAGCAGCGCACUCGCUGCUACGAAAGCGCGGGGACACUUCGCGGCCUUCAGGGAGAUCCUGUCAAGCGUGCUGCUUUCAAUCGCGCCGUCGCCCAGUCCUUUCUGUGGCACGCGUUUCGGUCUCCACUGCGACGGCGUGACUAUAACUGGCGCAUGCACGGCCUCGAGUCCUUUACCGAGCAGCAGCUGUUUUUUAUGGCCUCCUGCUUUCCGCUGUGCACCGGAUACCAGAGCGGAGUGGCCGAACUCACGUGCAACGAACCUCUGAGGCAUAGCCGAAACUUUCCGGGUGCCUUCCGUUGUCCGGGAGGUGCGCCCAUGAAUCCCAGGCUCAAGUGCAGCGUAUUUUACUAGC
Messenger RNA from Rhipicephalus sanguineus (brown dog tick), 1196 nucleotides. Its product is annotated as endothelin-converting enzyme 1. Gene Ontology annotation, cellular component: plasma membrane. The record is from RefSeq and is a predicted model, not a curated record. NCBI's taxonomy places the organism in Eukaryota, Metazoa, Arthropoda, Arachnida, Ixodida, Ixodidae. The transcript is spliced from 2 exons. Gene Ontology annotation, molecular function: metalloendopeptidase activity. The coding region runs from base 11 to 1195 and encodes 394 amino acids. Gene Ontology annotation, biological process: protein processing.